Molecule: messenger RNA, 1270 nt
Organism: Emericellopsis atlantica
Lineage: Eukaryota; Fungi; Ascomycota; Sordariomycetes; Hypocreales; Bionectriaceae
Product: putative MED6 mediator sub complex component
Exons: 1
Coding region: 172-1125 (317 amino acids)
Biological process (GO): regulation of transcription by RNA polymerase II
Cellular component (GO): mediator complex; core mediator complex
Molecular function (GO): transcription coactivator activity
Source: RefSeq, a predicted model, not a curated record
UGUGGAAGAUAAAGUUGAGGCUGGCGCGCGGCGUGAUUCCGCUGCCACACAGCCUGAGGUACGUACCUUGCAGGUACCUUGGCCUCCAAGUUCCAACUGCCGUCAUUGUCCUCAACUUUUCCUCUACAACCUCGACAUUCAGGACAGCGCACUGCGCCAACCACAAUCACCAUGCCUGAACCCGCUCUCGACGAGAUACAAUGGUACUCUCCGCAGCACCUGGCCAACAUGGGCCAGCUGCACUCCAACAACAUCCUCUUCUACUUUGCCGAAUCGCCCUUCUUCGAGCGAACCUCCAAUAACCAGGUCAUCUUCUCUCAAGCCAUGACGAAUCCCCACGAGUUUUGGCGCAUCCAAACACGCGAAGCCUUCGAGUCGUCUCUACGGGAAAUGUCUGGGUUGGAAUUCAUCGUCGGCGAAGAGCCCGCCGAAUCAGGUCCAGGAAUGGGCACCGGUGUCUGGGUGAUCCGAAAACAGGUUCGGCGGAAGAUUGCGGGCGAGGAGGAUCAGACCACGAUCCUGUCGAGCUACUUUAUUGUCGGCGAGCACAUCUACCAAGCACCCAAGCUGGGCGACAUCCUGAGCUCGCGGCUGUUGAUUCUCACCAAUGCGAUCUCGAGCGCGCUGCCCAAGGCGCAGGGUGUCAGGAAAUGGAGACCCUCUGUGGGACACACGUAUCCGCCUCCCAAGCAGAUUGCGCAACCAAGGACGAACGCUGGGACACACGGACCGUCAAAGGAGGGGACACCGAUGCCUGACGCUGCGCAAGGCAAAGCCGGCGAACAACCUGCCAAGGACGAUCCGUCACUCGAUAGAAGUGUAGAGGAAGCUUUUGCCAUACACAUGCGCUACGGAGGAGAAUACGUCGACGAGAACCCCAUCACAGGUCGCCCGGGCGAAUUCCACCUUUCGUCUACGGGGAGGAAGCCAGUGCCGCCACCACAGACGCAGCAGACCAUGGGCAUGAGCGGACCGACGACCCUGGAGAGCAAGGUCGGCGGCGCGGACAAGAAGGAUGGCAAAGAACAGUCUGGAAAAUCAGCAACAGGGACCAAGCCCAGGAAGAGGAAGAGGAACAAGGGCUCAGCAGCCACGACGCCGGCCGCGACAACACCGGCUGCGUAGGAGUGUCCAAUGCUGGCCUUCAAGGGGAAAAAAAUAGAGAACAGGAUCUGGAUACUUAGAUACCCACAUGCACAAGCGAGGCGUUUAUUGGAGGUCAUCAUUUAUUCGUUAUACACUUUAUAUCACAGUCCAUCCUUUUCCGGGU